AUGUUCACCUUUACGUUGUCCUUCACCACAAGAUCGCUCAAAGAACACCAAUUGGGAGACAAGAUAAACGUGAACCUCGAUACGGGAGUGCACGUCAAUCAGUUUAGUGAGGAGGCUCGGCGCUGCGCGGCGCCCGGAGGACGCGCGCCCCCGUUGUGCGCGUGGCCGUCAGCGGCGGGCGGAAGCUCCUCUUCCUCUUGGCGCUACAUCUUCCUCACGCAAGCUCAUCCUCGACGUCGAUCGGAGGAGAGGAUGACCCGCCAGCUGGCCGGCGAAAUGAUGUCACGCGUGGAUGGCGGUACGGCAAAAAGCGUGGCUUUCCUCCCAAUGUCAGCCAACGGCGCAACGCAACCUCCCGCCUGGGCGUCGACCCCCUCGCCCCGGCGACCGCCGUCCACCAGCUUCCUGUCGACCGAGGCCACUUUGUUCGGUUCCGGGUCGGAAGGAGUUCCGGCGCCACCCUCGUCCGCCGCGCCGCCGCCGGUCAAGGAGAUCAUCCGUCGCCACGGAUGCACCCUCUUCCCGCAGAACCCGAACCUGCCCCCGCCGCCCACCCGCCAGCGCCCCCCCGGCUGCAAGACGGUGUUUGUGGGAGGCCUUCCGGAGAACGCCGGCGACGUCGUCGUCAGGGAAGUCUUCGGCCCCUGCGGCGACAUCACGGCGCUGCGCAUGAGCAAGAAGAAUUUCUGCCACAUUCGAUUCAGCGACGAGUUUAUGGUGGACGAAGCGCUCCGCCUCUCAGGCUACCGUCUUCAGGUGGGCUCCGGCGCGGACAAAAAAGACUGGAGCAAGAUCCACGUGGACUUUGCGCAGGCGCGAGACGACGAGUACGAGUGGGAGUGCAAACGGAGACUUCUAGAAGCAGAAAAAGGACACGGGCGUCCGGACGCCGCGCCGCUUCCCGUGCCGCGCUUCUCUGAGCGCGAGCUGGCGGUCUUGGCCGAGGGCCUGAAAGACAGGCAUCACUUUGGCGGGGCGGCGGCGGUGCUACUGUCCUGGCUGGACGGCGGCGAGGUGACGCGCGCCAACGCCAACCAGGUGUACGCCUUGAUACAGAGCGCCAACGCGCACGCCAGACGACUGCGGCUGGAGGCCGCGCAGCAACGACGGACGCUGCGCAAAGCGAGAGACGCCUUCGACGGCGCGCUCGCCGACAUCCUCCGGCAGAUGGAUCAGAUCUCUUCGGUGUUGACGGCGUCGGGCCGACAGAAGUCUCGGGAACGCUUCUCCAAAGCUCAGCGCAAGAACAUUGACGCGUGGACCCGGCAGUGCCAGGUUGGUAACCAGCAAGGUCGGUCGGUGGGUCGGGAGGCGAGUGCCCGUUUAGCCCGCUCCAGGUCAGUGCCCGCUCCAUCGCGGACUCGAGCCCUCCUCCGCGACCGGACGGACGGGAAGAGGGCGAGUACGAUGACCGGGGCGACGCUGUCGUUCCAGGUGGCCGGCGACGAGCUGUCGGAGCUGAGACGGCGCCGCGACCGGGACGACGACGACGAUGACGAAGGCCCUCGCGGGAAGAUGAUGAAGACGGCGCCCGAGCGGCGGCCGGACGCUUUGCAAAAGGAGGCGAAGAUCGCCGGGGCGGACGCUUCGGCGCUGCUGCUGCUUCAAAUGCAACAGCAGGUGCGGAGCCUGCGGCACGAGCUGGCGGCUAAGGAGGCGGAGUUAGAGCGGGCCCGCGAGAAAGCCCGCCUCCCGGAGCGCUCCGGCCCAAAGGUCAGCACCGCGCCGCGCUCGGAGCCCUCCCUUCCCGCCGCCCCUCCGAUCAGGAGAGCUCACGUCUUCUAGGUCGACGGCUCACCGCGGACGGACGGGAGCGGAAGGAGGCCGGUCGGACCGGAAGGUUCCGGAAAAGGCGGCCCGGUGUCCCAAGAGGAGGCCCUGCUCCUCGGCGUGAUGUCGGCUUUUCUGCACGUUCACCCCUUUGGAGCCAACCUGGAAU
Messenger RNA from Corythoichthys intestinalis (scribbled pipefish), 1939 nucleotides. RefSeq names its product ecto-NOX disulfide-thiol exchanger 1-like. The record is from RefSeq and is a predicted model, not a curated record. Gene Ontology annotation, molecular function: oxidoreductase activity; RNA binding. NCBI's taxonomy places the organism in Eukaryota, Metazoa, Chordata, Actinopteri, Syngnathiformes, Syngnathidae. Gene Ontology annotation, biological process: ultradian rhythm. Bases 1 to 1785 code for a protein of 594 amino acids. The transcript has 11 exons. Gene Ontology annotation, cellular component: plasma membrane; external side of plasma membrane.